AUGCCAAAUUGCAAUGAGUAUACCGUUGGAUGGAUCUGUGCUACAGAUACGGAGAACGUGGCUGCUCAAGAAUUUCUCGAUGAAGAGCACGAGGGGCCAGAAUCAGUCCAACAAAAUGAUAACAACAUUUAUACCUUGGGUCGGAUCGGGAAGCACAACGUCGUGAUCGCUGCCCUGCCGCAUAAACAAUACGGACUUGUAAAUGCAGCCAGCGUCGCCAAGGACAUGGUCCACAGCUUCCCGAAUAUCAAAAUCGGCCUGCUGGUGGGCGUAGGCGGCGGGGUGCCAAGUGCCACUCAUGAUAUACGGCUAGGUGAUGUCGUUGUCAGUUCUGCAGGCCUCAGUAGCGGCGGCGUAUUCCAACACGACUAUGGAAAGAAGAAACAGGACGAGAAAUUUGCUACGAGUGGAUUCUUAAACCAACCUCCCAUGAUUCUUCUAAAUGCAAUACAGGCACUGCGGACGAAGCACAAAAGAAAAGGUCAUCAAAUCCAAGAGGCCAUCGAAGCAGUCUUCCAGAACAACAAAAGGCUCCGAAAAACGUACAAGCAACCAGAAAUGGGUACUGAUACGCUUUAUAAGUCCUCGUUUACUCAUGCAGGGAGUGAUAAUGACAGUUGUACGGCAGUUUGCGGCGAUGACAGCGGCAACUUAAUCUCUCGAAUGGAACGAGCUGAAGGCGGGGAUGAUCCAAUCAUCCAUUACGGAUUGAUCGCAUCCGGAAACCAGUUGUUGAAGGAUGCACAGCUUCGAGACAAGUUGGCACGAGAGAGGGAGAUCUUAUGCUUUGAAAUGGAAGCUGCAGGUCUCAUGAAUUUUUUCCCUUGUCUUGUUAUUCGCGGUAUUUCCGACUACUGCGACACGCAUAAGUCCAAGCUAUGGCAGGGCUACGCAUCCAUGGCGGCGGCUGCCUACGCUAAAGAACUUCUCAGUAUCAUUGCACCAAAUAGAAUCGAGGCUGAGGCUCCUCUGAUUCAGUCUAUGGCUCAAGAUGUGUCGGAAAUCAAGGGCGCAGUGGCUCAAGUCAGUGCCAGUCAAACCAAUGCAGCUGAGCAAAAGAUCCUUCACUGGAUCACAGACAUAACCUACGGCAAUGAACACAGCGAUACUCGCAACAAGCGGCUUCCGAAAACCAGCGAGUGGCUUCUCAAAACUGAGGAGUAUCAUGACUGGGUAAACAACAGUGGGAAAACGCUCCAUUGUGAGGGAAUGCCCGGAGCCGGCAAGACCAUCAUUGCAUCUGUUAUCGUGGAUGAUCUCGACAGAUCUCAGAAGGAAAGCGGUUUAGCCUAUAUAUAUUGUAACUACAAAAGGGAGGAGACUCAGACUGUCGAGAAUCUCCUCAAAACCAUGCUACGACAGCUGCUUCAAUCCCGGCCCCCUCUUCCAGAAGCCGUAAAGUCCGUGUACUAUACGCAUAACGCCAGACAAACACAACCUACGCUAGAAGAAAUUCGCCAGCUUCUAAGAUCAAUCGUUGCAUCCUAUCCCAGAGUCUUCAUCGUUAUCGAUGCCCUAGAUGAAUGCAUCGGGCCUGAUGACUGCCGACGUAGGUAUCUGCAAGAGAUUCAAGGGCUGCAAGAAUCCUACGCAGUCAAUGUUCUUGCAACCUCAAGGCCUCUCCCUGAAAUCCGAAGAAUGUCAUGUUUUAAAAACAACACAUUGGUCCAGCUGCACGCCCGCGAUGAGGAUAUUCACGCGUACCUUGAGACUCGAAUUUCAAGAUUUUCUAACUUUAUACAGCAGGACAUUGACCUUCAAAGGGCCAUUAAGGAGAAGAUUCAGCGCAUCGUCAAUGGAAUGUUCUUGCUCGCAAAACUCUAUAUGGACGCUAUUCAAGAUAAGGUAACCUCGAAUAGCGUCAAGGAAGCCACAAGCGCCUUUGGGACAAACCCAGACGCAUAUUCCGAGGCCUACGAGGCUGCCAUUGAACGAAUUGAGUCUCAGAAGAGCGACAGGCUGACCUAUGCCAAGAAAUUGCUAUCCUGGGUUUCUCUUGCGAAAAGAGAGCUGUCUCCUGACGAACUCGGGCAUGCACUUGCUGUCGAGCCCGGUGCAAGAGCUAUAGAUACAGGCGACAUCCCAGAUCUCCAGGAUGUGGUCUCGUUCUGUGCUGGGCUUGUCUAUAUUGAUCGAACCCGUCAAAAAGUGAGGUUGGUCCAUCUAACAGCCCAGACCUUUCUGGAAAGUAAGCUAGCGGAGUUCUCGCCAAAUGCUGAGAGUAGUAUUGCCCAUAUUUGCAUUACCUACCAAUGUUUUGACACUUUUGCGUCAGGUCACUGCGUUACCAAGGAAGACGUUGCAAUACGUAAACGGAGAUAUCCAUUGUUCCGCUACGCAGCUCAUUACUGGGGCCAGCAUACCCGAAAUUCUCAGCAAUUUAGCUAUGCAUCGCAAUUACUGAAGAAAACCGCGAAUGUACAACAUUAUCCAUCUGGGAAAUGCCCUUUCAACGGGAAGAGUAUAGCGAAUACGCGGAACAACGCAUAG
Molecule: messenger RNA, 2490 nt
Organism: Clonostachys rhizophaga
Lineage: Eukaryota; Fungi; Ascomycota; Sordariomycetes; Hypocreales; Bionectriaceae
Source: the annotation of a GenBank genome assembly